UCUUCGAUUACGUUCUAGAAUAGUGAGGUGUUUACUGUUUGUUGUUAAUAUUCAUAUAGUUAUACCGAAGCUAAUCAGAAAUUAUAAUGGCUAUGUUUGGAGUUAUAGUGUCAGGCCGGUUGGUGCAAACAGAAUUCCAGCAAAUAAGUCCCAUACAAUGUGUUACAACUAUCAAUGAUGCGGAUAAUAUUAAUCACAUAGUUGUAUUUUUAACGGGAGCUGUACCAUUUCCUGAGGGCACUGGCGGGCAAGUAUAUUUCAGUUGGCCUGAUCCAAAUGCACCUCCAAAUUGGCAGUUGUUGGGAUACAUUUCGAAUCAAAAGCCAUCGGCUAUAUUUAAAGUGUCUUCUCUUAAGAAAUUAGAGGAGAUGGGAGAUUACACAAACAUGAUGUUUGGGCAAAGCCAUAUAGUCCACAAUGCCCAACUAGGUAUCGCGAUAGAACCAUUAAUAAAUCUUCAGGAAGUUCCACAGCAGAACAACGUAGAAUCUAAUUUAACGUUUGCCCAGAAAAUGCUGGAGAGCUUUAUGAAUUACAUUUUAAGUUAUACUAUAACGCAAGCUAAUAUGGUCCGGGACCCAACGGCAACUUAUGUGCCGUUGUCUACGGUUCAGAACUGGUACACAAACUUUGAGCGGAGAUUGCGGCAGAAUCCAAACUUCUGGAAGUAACGACUUUAUAGUCUUAUGUUUAACUAUUUUAAGGACUAUCUUUAAUUUCGCCAACGUUAUUCAAUGAAAAAGUUCAUUUGUAAAAUUAACUAUUUUCAUACAAAAAUUACAUAAUUACCGCAUUUUACCUCUGAACGGAUUUUAAGCUUACGUUUUUCUUACUGAGUUGCUACAGUCAGUAGUACUGCAAGGUUCGCUAUUCUAUUGUAUAAAUUGUUUAUCGUAGUUAAACGAUUCUUAUGGGAUCAAUGAUAUUAUUUAUUAUUUUAAAUAUAUCAUUUUUAAUUACUA
Anoplophora glabripennis (Asian longhorned beetle) is the source of this 962-nucleotide messenger RNA. RefSeq names its product protein OPI10 homolog. The transcript is spliced from 4 exons. NCBI's taxonomy places the organism in Eukaryota, Metazoa, Arthropoda, Insecta, Coleoptera, Cerambycidae. Gene Ontology annotation, biological process: protein import into nucleus. The record is from RefSeq and is a predicted model, not a curated record. Gene Ontology annotation, molecular function: Hsp70 protein binding; nuclear import signal receptor activity. Gene Ontology annotation, cellular component: cytosol; nucleus. The coding region runs from base 87 to 671 and encodes 194 amino acids.